UACGUAGAGAGGCUGCCGCCUACACUGACCUGGAUAUCUGCGGCUAAGGAAGGCUCUGCCGACCUCGUUUCAUAUCAAGGAUUUUAGGACUGCGGCGCAUCCCGAAUAUACCCGUUUCCAGCUGCGUGGGCCUCGUCUUAAAGGCGGCUGUACAGCAGGUGUGGAGCUCUGUGUGUUACACUGUGACGCGAGAAAGGACUGGUUUGGCAGCCUAAUGGACAGUAAGCAGUGAAAUCAGGACUGAAUGGCAGUUAUUAUGCCAUAUCGAUACUUCAUGGUCGCUGAUGACCCGGUCUGUGUGACUCUCUGCUACGUGGAAUUGUGUGUCUGUGUCGUGCCAUCAGCAUUUACUGAGACAGCAGUAUUUACCUUUGAACCACGGAAGUGGAGCUGCGUCAGGCUGGCUGAGCUGGAAGAGCGCGAGGCUGGAAGUGGUGUGAUUUUAUCUCCAUAAUAAAGGCGCCAAGUGGUUUUGUUUACGCUUAUAUGAAUGCAGUUUGGGAUUAAACAGAGGAGUACAGCUGGGGCAAAACGACAGCCAACUUUUCACUAGUGUAACAGCGUUUCGUUCUUGACCAGUGCCGUGCACACUGAAUGAUCUAUCUGCCUUCAGUGGCUUUACUUUGCAGCGUGCGGGCGGGCGGAAGCUGCCGCUGGCUGCUGCUGGCUUGACUCUGGUAGGAAGUGGGAUGUGGCCGGGAUGUAUUUAUGCUGCUGUCCGAGAUGUGAGAGUCAUUGAGUCAGCGCUGCCUCAGGAGCCGUUGUUCUCCGGCGCUCACGGCAGGGGUAACAACACUGUGGCUGUCUUGUUCUUGAGGUCGAAGCAGCGAGCAGGACCGGAGCGGCUGGGCUGGCUCCGUGUGAGCGGGACCGUCAGCCUCACCCCCACACAGUUUGUUGAAUUUGUGCGCGUGGCAGUAUUCUGAGCUUUACGUAAUAACAGCAUGUGAAUUACGUCUUUGGCUUUUUGAUUUUUGCCCUGAACAAAGACUGAGUCCCGCCACUCCACCAUCACGUUUUUAAACAGAUGUCAAGAAGUCAGCAUCAGAUGAUGAUGGAGUCCUCUGUAGCGCUCGGCAGACUGGAGCUGACCCCCGCCGCUUCCGCGGGUGGGGUCGCCCUGACCUCGCGGCUCUCUGGCGGCGCACCCGCGAAAGAAAAAUCGGGCCAGUUAUCCUCGGGGCCACAGAACCAGGCUCACUUCAACGGCUGCGUCCCGCUGUCGCAUCAGGUGGCGGGUCACAAGUACGGAGUGGAUAAAGUGGGUAUUUUGCAGCACCCAGAUGGAACAGUCCUGAAGCAGCUUCAGCCUCCACCCAGAGGUCCACGAGAGCUGCAGUUUUACAGCAUGGUCUAUGCAGAGGACUGCUGUGAUCCCUGUCUUGUAGAUCUCCAGACCUAUCUGCCCAAAUAUUACGGCACCUGGUCCUCUCCCGACAGCCCCAAUGACCUGUACCUGAAGCUGGAGGAUGUGACUCGCCGCUUCAUCAAGCCAUGUAUCAUGGAUGUGAAGCUGGGCCAGCGGAGCUAUGACCCAUUUGCCUCACAGGAGAAACGGGAACAGCAGAUCAGAAAAUACCCACUGAUGGAGGAGAUAGGCUUCCUGGUGCUUGGCUUGAGGGUGUACAAGGUGUGCACUGACACAUUCGAGUCCUAUGACCAGCAUUAUGGAAGAGGACUAGUUAAGGACACUCUUAAAGAUGGCUUGGCUAAAUUCUUUCAUAAUGGAGUCAGUCUAAGGAAGGACGCUGUGGCAGCGAGCAUCCGCAGAGUGCAGAGGAUCCUUCACUGGUUUGAGUCCCAGCAGCAACUGACUUUUUAUGCCAGUUCCCUUCUCUUUGUCUAUGAAGGCCUGCCCUCCUCUUUUUCUUCAUCCUCCCUUUCGUCCCUCCUCAGCAGUCCAUCAAUUAGUCCCACUAUGAUGGUAAAAAAUGCCACGUCUUCAUCAUCAAGUGAAGGUGGUUGCAGCAGGGAGGGGAAAGUUAGACAGGUAAGAUUGGGGCAGGAAGAGGAAGUGGCUGAGUACAACAACAACAUCAUUCAGGUGGCAGGGCACUGGGACUACAGCCUGGACACUGUUUAUACCAAUCACAGGAAAGGUGAUGACAGUCAAAGUGAAGACAGUGGAGCUGUAAGCUCAGUUUCUGGAGACAACGUCUCAGCACUGUGUGAAGAAGACAACUCUGCAUGGAAACAAUCAGGUGAACUGCAACAACCACCUAAUGGAAAUGGAAAUAAAUCACAACUGGAAGGGAAGGAUGUGGGUGGAGAAUACAGCAGCAGGAGAAGUGGGGAGGAGGUAAAGGACCAAGGAGGAGAUGAAACAGAGGGCAAUGCAGAAGGCACAGAGGUGGAGGUCAGGAUGAUUGACUUUGCUCAUGUUUUCCCAAGUGAAAGCCACGAUCAUGGCUACAUCUAUGGUCUGAAGCACCUGCUGAAGGUGCUGGAGCAGAUCCUGUGUGAUACAGCAUAGAGCUCUCUCUUUCCUUUCCUCCUGACCUGCUCAAAGAAACUCUGCCUUCAGCUCUGCUUUCUGAAGAAACAAAGAAACAUCAACAUGGUCUCACCUGACUCUGAUGGUGUAUCUGUCCUGUUUGUGCGUGCAUGCGUACAGCCGAGGUAAUGGGGCAGCUGUGUUCUUCAGCACUACAUGCACAAACCAAUCCAUAAAGGCAUUACCCUGUACUUAAACACCACAUCUUCAGCUGAUGUUUUACUGAUGCUCACACAGGCUCCACAGCAUCACCUGGCAUCAGUGCAUUCAGUGAUUUUAAUAAAUAUCUGACACCAUGGCCAGUGAAAACAUUUGAUAUCUGUUAUGUGGCUAUACAUACUAUAAAAUGAUUGGAAUUUUUCGGCCGCUGAUAACGUUAAUGAAUUAGGUUGGCAGCACUGUUUAAAAGCGAGCUGAAGAUCAGAGGUGGCUCUGCCUUUGGAAAGCUCUGCUAAUCCAUUCAGACAUUUUUGGAACAGUCCUGAUGUUUCCUGUCUGUUGUGGGCUCAGUAGCUUUUCCACUUCCAUGGAAUUGUGAGGGUUUUUUUGUUUUGUUCUUGUUUUUUGGAUUCCACAGGGUCAGGAUUUGAUUGACAGAUUUUAAAUGAUAUGAUGCAAACAGAUUUUUCAGUUGUAGUGAAUUCUAUGCAGUGUGAACUACCUAAAAACUACACUGUUCAUUCUGACACAAAACAUUUUCCUUCAGUUCACAUCCUGGUCAUCUUAUCAUUCACAGGACUUAACUGGAUUUGGUUCAUUUAUGUUUACAGUACAGUGUCAAAUUCCAAAUAACUGGGACUGGGAAGCAGAGGUUAAUCAGGGAUAAGAUGGACCUGUUGAGUUAAACUGCUCCACAUUUUGGAACAAGUUCAGAGCCUGGAAAAUGUUGAAGUUUAAGUUGUGUGUUGUUGUUCAUACCACUGUCUAAACAUAUCUAACUCAGGUAUUUACUGUAAGAAAAAUGACUUAAUAUUACUACUAUAAUAGUUUCAGCAAGACGAUCCUCAUGCUGUCUCAACCAUUUUUAUUUAGUCUUAGUCAACAUUUAUCUCAUGAUUGACCUCUCAUCAAUGUUGACCUCUUAACCUUUUUCGUGAGCAUCUGUCAUCUUUUACUGUGACUGCUUUUAACUGUCCUUGUAAAUGUCGAGCUGCCAUAUCAACAUCUCUCCGUUCAGAUGCCUGUGUUCCUUUGUGUUUCUGUCGCUCUGCUCUCUAUAUGAAGGCAACUUUGGAUAUGUUGGACUCCAGUGCCAUUGUUUGAUCAUUAGCUGUGAGGUAUUCUGUGAUUUUUUUGUUUUUGUUUUUGUUUUUGUUUAAUUAUUAAGUUGUUUGUAUGUAAGGAAUGAAUUUGCAACAAUUGCUAAGUUUGGUAAAAAGAUUGCUGCUUUAAUUAGUCUGACAUAGCUGACAGGAGGGCACAAAUAUCAGAGUUCUGAUAUUUGGUGCUGAAGUCCUAACAUUUUUACACUAAUCAGCUGAAGACAACUUGUUUAAUAGUUGGCCUUCAUAGUGUUUGGAAGGGUGGACUGAUUUGGGUUUUUAUGCUGAUAUGUAAGCCGAUGUUGCAGGAAUGCAGUCAUACCAAGUUUUCUUGCAGUCCUGAAUUCAUUAUCGCUCCUCAGAGGGGAAAAAAACUCGUUCUUGAUUUCAGCAAGCUGGGUAAAGAGGACAACAUUAACAAAGAAACCCAAGAAUGCUUUGAAGCCAUUACUGUUUCUAAAAUAGUAAUACAUUUUCAAGAAAAAAAAAUUCUUCUGUGGUGUGACAAGGUUGAUCCAUCAUUACUUGAUGAGAUUUAGUUUCUGGACAAAAAUAACAGUUAACUUAUAAAUGUGACUUUCUGGAAAAUUUGUUAUUUUAUUAUCUCAACAAUUAUUUAAAUUGUUCAUGAGUAUUUUUUUAUCUCUUGUAAAUUUAAUGCUUGAAAAUCUGGAUUCUUUCUUUUUGAAGUUUGGAAUAUUACCCCCUCCCCUGUCUUUCUUUAUUGAAACCAAAACUGGCAAUAAUCCACCACCAUUUAACAAAAACUGUUGUCAUACAGUAAAGUCCUCAAAAACUGUUAAGUGGUGCUUGUAGUAAGAUUGUGUUUAGUUGUGGCUCUGCUGGUGUCUGGGCGGAACAAGCAGGGCAGCUUCAGUCACAGCUGUCUCUGCUCCUGGAUCUGCGUUAAAAUGCUGCAAUCCACCACAAAUCCAGCUGAAUAACAUGCAGCUUGUGACAUAUGAAUAUAAUGAACAAAUAUGAAAAUCCUGAUGUUUUGUAAAUGAAAAUGAUGAAAUGUAUUUUAAUUGUAAUGUGAACCAAAAAGAAAAAGCAGACACUUUGAUAUUUUCUCUAACCUUGCUUCUUUUUAUAAUUUUGAUUAUUUUUAGGUUAGCAAUAAUCUCUUAAAGGAUGUUUACGGGAAUUUUUUUUUUUUUUUUUUAAAGCACUGCCUUAUUUUCUGUUAAUAUAUCUUAUGUUGAAUAUGGAUCAUUUGGGCAGCUUUGUGACUCUCCUCUCUGAGCCUGCUGUGUCGUGGCUAACUAACAAAACCAUAUGCAUGUGAUACAGGGCAUUGCUUCUGAAUAAUCAUUAGAUGAGUCACACUGAGAACCUGUCAGACUUUAACCCCAUUUAGUCAGGUCAUGUGUAAGUGGGCAGAUUCACCAACAGCACAUCCACUGUGUUCCUGGAAUUACACUGAACAUUCAGAAAAGCAUUUUAGUCUACAUUACAGCCAAUCAGAUGAAGCACAUCAGUGUUUGAUUGGGAGGGGUUGUCCUCGGUUUUCCACUCAUAUGUACAUUUAAUUCUUUUAUGGUACUUUUAAGUGCAUACUGAUCUGAAAAAGUCUGAAUCACUGACUUACCAAAUUGUAAUAACUAUCUACCUAAUAACCCAAAUUUAGUACAUUUGCAACUAAACUGUAAAAUAAACUCAAA
This is a messenger RNA of Archocentrus centrarchus (flier cichlid), 5420 nucleotides long. It is a transcript of the gene ipmkb, whose product is annotated as inositol polyphosphate multikinase b. Gene Ontology annotation, molecular function: inositol tetrakisphosphate kinase activity; inositol-1,4,5-trisphosphate 3-kinase activity. The coding region runs from base 1028 to 2473 and encodes 481 amino acids. The record is from RefSeq and is a predicted model, not a curated record. Gene Ontology annotation, cellular component: nucleus; cytoplasm. NCBI's taxonomy places the organism in Eukaryota, Metazoa, Chordata, Actinopteri, Cichliformes, Cichlidae. The transcript is spliced from 6 exons. Gene Ontology annotation, biological process: inositol phosphate biosynthetic process.